Messenger RNA from Solea solea (common sole), 2449 nucleotides. RefSeq names its product meprin A subunit beta b (gene mep1bb). Gene Ontology annotation, molecular function: metalloendopeptidase activity; zinc ion binding; protein binding. The record is from RefSeq and is a predicted model, not a curated record. Gene Ontology annotation, biological process: proteolysis. Lineage: Eukaryota; Metazoa; Chordata; Actinopteri; Pleuronectiformes; Soleidae. The transcript has 14 exons. Bases 44 to 2242 code for a protein of 732 amino acids. Gene Ontology annotation, cellular component: membrane.
GAGAGAGUCAGAGAUCGGUACGUGUCCGUUGCUGUCUCAGAAGAUGGCAGGAAGACCCACGGGUUUACUUGUUCUUCACGUUGUUUGCAUCCUUUGUGGCCUGACGCUUUGUUCGCCCACAGCCAAAAUACCAGACCAUGAUGUGGACGGCGGACAGGACCUUGACAUUUUUGACAUAAAUGACGAAGCUGGACUGGGUCUUUUUGAGGGAGACAUUGUCCUCGAUGAGAGGCAGACUCGGAAUUCCAUAAUAGGGGACGAGUACAGGUGGCCAAAGACGAUCCCAUACUACAUGGAAGAUGACUUGGAGAUCAAUGCAAAAGGUGUGAUUCUGAAGGCCUUUGAGCAGUACCGGCUAAAGAGCUGCAUUGACUUCAAGCCUUGGAGCGGCGAGGCCAACUACAUUUCGAUCUUCAAAGGAGGGGGUUGUUUCUCCUCUGUGGGAAACAGGAAAGUUGGGAAGCAAAGAUUAUCUAUAGGAAACAACUGUGACCGCAUUGCCACCAUUGAACAUGAGUUCCUUCACGCGUUGGGUUUCUGGCAUGAGCAGUCGAGGGCGGACCGCGACGACUAUGUCAGAAUCAUGUGGGAUCGAAUCUCAGAGGGUAAAGGACACAACUUCAAUACCUAUAAUGACACCACCUCCAGCUCACUGGGCGUCCCGUACGACUACGGCUCCAUGAUGCACUACAGUAAAAAUGCCUUUCGCAACGGCAGCGAGCCCACCAUCAUCACCAAGAUCUCUGCUUUCAGCGAUGUCAUCGGCCAGCGUAUGGAGUUCAGUGACAGCGACCUGCUUAAGCUGAGCCGCCUCUACAACUGCACUCAGGGUUCCACCUUCCUGGACUCAUGUGACUUUGAACGUGAGAACAUCUGUGGUAUGAUCCAGGGACAGGGAGACAAGGCAGAAUGGGUCAGGCUGGACAAAGCUGCUGGAGGGCCUGACAAGGACCACUCUAACAUGGGCAAAUGCACUGGCUCUGGAUAUUUCAUGCACUUCAACACUGGCACAGCCAAAACUGGGGACACGGCACUGCUUGAAAGCAGACUCCUUUACCCCAAGAGAGGUUACCAGUGUCUGCAGUUCUUCUACUACAACAGCGCCGGCCCCAGCGACAAACUGAAGAUCUACAUCCGAGAGUAUGACAAAGCACACCCCAACGGAACUCUACGCUUUAUCAAGACCAUAGAAGGAUCCCCUCAGGAGCUGUGGCAGCUGCACCACGUCAGUCUGGAUGUGAAAACAAAGUUUCGUGUUGUCUUUGAAGGGUGCAAGGAAGGCACCGGGCCGCCAGCAGGUGGACUAUCGCUGGAUGACAUCAACCUUUCUGAGACGACCUGCCCGGAGUUUAUAUGGCGCGUGAAGAACUUCGGUCACGUUAUAGACAAUACUCCAGUAAACACUUCUAUCUUCAGCCCGCCGUUUACCUCAAAGGAAGGUUACACUUUCCAAAUGAAGCUGUACCCCAGUGGAAAGGCAGGAUACCCUGGUGAGCUGUCGGCCUACGCUCAUCUAGUGGCCCGUGAAGGCGAUACCGGGCAGAAAUGGCCCUGCCCCUGGAAACAGAUAACCAUGAUGCUAAUGGAUCAGCACCCACACAUCCAAAAGCGCAUGUCUAACCAGCGCAGUGUGACCACUGACCCCAACAUGAAAGUAUCAGGCUCUGACACAUUUUUCUGGGAUGACCCACGUAAGGUGGGGCAUGAAGUCACAGAAGCAGAUGGAUCCAAGUACUUCCGAGGACCAAGCUCCGGAACCCCGGUGUAUCUCACGCACCUCAGAGCCAAGAGCAGGGAUUUCAUCAAGGGAGGGGACGCCAUAUUUCUCCUGUCAAUGGAGGAUGUGUCACAUCUGACUCAGACCCAGACCCAGCCCACUACACCUCCUGCCAACACCACCGCCCCCAUCACCACCAUCACCACCCCCACUCCACCGUCCACUGGCACGGUCGCACCCCCAGAUGUCUGUCUCACUGUUCAGUGUCAGAAUGACGGCAUCUGUGUGGUGGAUAAAGGGAAAGCUGUCUGCAGAUGUGCAGUGGGUGAUGACUGGUGGUACUACGGAGAUGGCUGUCAGUAUAAGGGCUCCCUCAUGGAUAAGACCACGCUCGCACUGGCCACUUCUCUGUCUGUGCUGGGAGUCAUGAUGGUGGUCACGAUAGUCAGUGUCCUCUGUGUGAAGAAGAAGUACAAGAAACGCAGCGACGACGGCUUUAACAUGUCAAACAUCCACGCCACAUAGACACUGUACCCGAAUAAACCUGCAAACAGAAGCAAAACAAUCCACGACUUGCAAUGAAAUGCUCAUGAUACAUUGCUUUGGCUUCAGAUUUCACUCCAGUUCAACUUGUCACAUUAUGUGAGAUUGCCCCCUUCUGGUCAUUCAAAGCAACACCACUGCAGAGGGAAUGAGAAUGUUAUUGUUCUGAAUAAAACUGCUUUUAAAAAC